AUGCCGAGAUCAACUAUAAUCUCUCUAUGUGAGGAACAGGUCAAGGGAGACACCCUGGUUCCUCUAGAAAACUCUGCCGAGUACAGAAUUGACCCCGGAGCUCCCGGCACACAGGACGGGAAAAGCUUCCAGCAGGAGACGAGACUCAGCUUCACCCCCUCGGUGCAGAGAGACCAGGGGGCCAAGUUCAUCUGCCGGGUGGGACACGUCACCCUAGAGAUCCCCCUGGAGAGACGCACUGGGGAGCUGCACGUGGCAGAGCCACCACAAGCUCCAGUUCUUCGCGAGAUCUCCCGGCCGCAGGUCCUGGCCCCCGGGGAGCGGGUCACACUGAGCUGCCACAUAUCCAGGUUCUACCCCAAGGAGCUGAGAGUGACCUGGUACCGACGGGGAAGGGGAGAGUCGGAGUUCAGGUGCUUAGACAAGCCGGACACCCACGAGAUUGUCACCCCAGACCCCACAGCCGCGCCAGACAGGAAAUCCUACUUCGUGAUGUCCCAGCUCCACUUCACCCCCGUGCUGCCCGAGGACGACGGGGCAGAGUACCGGUGUUCUGUGGAACAUGAAACCCUGCAGGAGCCUGAAGGAAAAUCCACUGGGCCGCUGGAGCUGCGAGGUACGAGCGAGCGGGGCCGGGCAGCGCCGCGCUGACGCUGGGGUGGUUGUGGCUGAGGAGGUCU
Molecule: messenger RNA, 680 nt
Organism: Mauremys mutica (yellowpond turtle)
Lineage: Eukaryota; Metazoa; Chordata; Testudines; Geoemydidae
Product: tapasin-like
Exons: 2
Coding region: 1-651 (216 amino acids)
Source: RefSeq, a predicted model, not a curated record